CCACGUCUCUCGUGUUAUCGUAGCAAGUCGCCUGAUCUUCGAGGUUCGCACGAUGGUCAAAUUCUUGAGAACGUAUCUGUCAAAGUCGUACGGUGUCUGUGCAGACUGUAGUCACUGUACUGCAUCAAGCACGUCCUGGACUCAACCUGAAACUAUGAAUUCGCAAUUAUCUGAGAGCGGAUGCAUGAUAGCAGUCUUGCAUGAGACUUGAGACGUCUGUUGUGACACUGGCCCCACCCAUGUAACUAGACUCGUGACCAGUUCGUCUAUGAGGCACAUUGUUGAUAGACGGUUGCGGUAUAACGCGGACCGCCAGUCUUAUCAGGAGCCAUUAUAAGCUAUUGGCUCCAAUCACUAUGAGGUUCCUUUCCUUUCAACUCAGCCUUCUCAUCACCAGCCUCAUCACAAAGAAAAAAGCGAUUAACUGAUGGCAACUGUCGCGAACUCCGUAGCUCACCCAACUUUGAUUUCGGCUGAUCCUUUUGUUCCUGCAAGAGAACAGAAGAACCUGCACAACCGCUGGCAUCCAGAUAUCCCUGCCGUUGCCACAGUGAAGCCCGGACAGGUGUUCAACGUCGAAUGUGUUGACUGGACAGGAGCACAAAUCGGUAACAACGACACGAGCGAUGAUAUCAGAGACGUGGACCUGACCAGCGUUCAUAAUUUGUCCGGUCCAAUCGCUGUGGAGGGCGCCGAGCCUGGAGACUGUCUCGUAGUUGAUAUUCUUGAUGUCAGACCGUUUGAUAAAAUGCCCUGGGGCUACACCGGUAUUUUCGAACUCGAGAACGGCGGUGGAUUGUUUGCUCGGGAAUUCCAGAGUAGAGCUGCAAAGGCUAUCUGGGAUUUCAAAGGUGUCUAUGCCACUUCAAGGCACAUUCCUGGCGUACGUUUCGCUGGCGUGUCACAUCCUGGGUUGAUCGGCACAGCACCGUCCGCUGAGCUAUUGGCAACCUGGAACAAGCGUGAAGGUGCCCUUAUUGAAGCUCACGCUAAUUCAGUUCCUCCCGUCGCCUAUGGCCCAUUGGCACCAGGCGCUUAUGUCGGCCAAGACCUUCCUGAUGACGUACGCGCGAAAAUCUAUCGCGAAGGCGCACGCACGAUUCCUGGAAGAGAGCAUGGCGGUAACUGCGAUAUCAAAAACUUGUCAAGGGGUUCGCGCUGCUAUUUCCCUGUAUUCGUGAAGGGUGCAAACUUGUCUGUCGGCGAUCUCCACUUCUCUCAAGGAGAUGGCGAGCUGUCCUUCUGUGGCGCUAUAGAGAUGGCUGGAAUAGUCACCUUCAGCACUAGCAUCAUAAAGGGUGGUGUCGAGAAGUUUGCUAUGAAACAACCCAUCUUCCUGCCCUCUCCUGUCGAUCCACAAUACUCCGCAAAAUUGAUCUUCCAGGGGAUCAGUGUAGACUACCACGGUGAUGGUACCCAAUACAACAUGGAUGCCACGGUGGCCUACAAGCAGGCUGCUCUGAACGCUAUCGCUUAUCUUAUGAAGAUUGGUUACACCCGUGAGCAAGCAUACCUUUUGUUGUCUGCUGCGCCGGUAGAAAGUCACAUUGGUGCAAUCGUGGACUCUCCAAAUGCCUGUGUGACUCUCGGUCUUCCCUUGGGGAUCUUUGAACAUGACAUCUUACCCAAGGAUGAAGGUUUGAAGAAGCUGGAAUUUAGGCAAUGUGCUGUGCGCAGCGAUGGCGUGCUGUAAAAGAUGGCCAAGAUC
This is a messenger RNA of Suillus fuscotomentosus, 1708 nucleotides long. Its product is annotated as Acetamidase Formamidase. The transcript has 25 exons. The record is from RefSeq and is a predicted model, not a curated record. The coding region runs from base 428 to 1693 and encodes 421 amino acids. Lineage: Eukaryota; Fungi; Basidiomycota; Agaricomycetes; Boletales; Suillaceae. Gene Ontology annotation, molecular function: hydrolase activity, acting on carbon-nitrogen (but not peptide) bonds, in linear amides.